Messenger RNA from Vidua chalybeata, 2262 nucleotides. It is a transcript of the gene FZD3, whose product is annotated as frizzled class receptor 3. The record is from RefSeq and is a predicted model, not a curated record. The transcript has 6 exons. Gene Ontology annotation, molecular function: Wnt-protein binding; Wnt receptor activity. Gene Ontology annotation, cellular component: plasma membrane. Lineage: Eukaryota; Metazoa; Chordata; Aves; Passeriformes; Viduidae. Gene Ontology annotation, biological process: canonical Wnt signaling pathway; non-canonical Wnt signaling pathway. The coding region runs from base 155 to 2053 and encodes 632 amino acids.
UCGGAUCCGCGAGGAGCCGGAAGAUCUGCUGGCCCCGUUGCUGGGCUGGAAGGAUGGCUGUGGGCUGGGUGCUGUGCUCCCUGUGGGUUUUGGGGUCUGGGUGGCCCCCACAGGAGGGCACAGCCUGUUCUCCUGCGAGCCCAUCAUCCUCAGGAUGUGCCAGGACCUGCCCUACAACACCACCUUCAUGCCCAACCUCCUCAACCACUACGACCAGCAAACAGCAGCUCUGGCCAUGGAGCCCUUCCACCCCAUGGUGAACCUGGAAUGCUCCCGGGAUUUCCGGCCCUUCCUGUGCGCCCUGUACGCCCCGGUGUGCAUGGAGUACGGGCGGGUGACGCUGCCCUGCCGCCGCCUCUGCCAGCGCGCCCACAGCGAGUGCUCCAAGCUCAUGGAGAUGUUCGGGGUCUCCUGGCCCGAGGAUAUGGAGUGCACCAGGUUCCCAGACUGCGACGAGCCCUAUCCUCGCCUGGUUGACCUCAACUUGGCCGGCGAGCCCACGGAGGAGGCCCCGAUGGCCGUCCAGAGGGAUUACGGCUUUUGGUGUCCUCGGGAGCUGAAAAUCGACCCGGAGCUGGGCUACUCCUUCCUGAGGGUCCGGGACUGCUCCCCUCCUUGCCCCAACAUGUACUUCCGCCGGGAGGAGCUGUCCUUCGCCCGCUACUUCAUCGGCGUCAUCUCCAUCGUCUGCCUCUCGGCCACCUUGUUCACCUUCCUGACCUUCCUCAUCGACGUCACGCGCUUCCGCUACCCGGAGAGGCCCAUCAUCUUCUACGCCGUCUGCUACAUGAUGGUGUCCCUCAUCUUCUUCAUCGGCUUCCUGCUGGAGGACCGGGUGGCCUGCAACGCCUCCAGCCCCUCCCAGUACAAGGCCUCCACGGUGACCCAGGGCUCCCACAACAAGGCCUGCACCAUGCUCUUCAUGGUGCUCUACUUCUUCACCAUGGCCGGCAGCGUCUGGUGGGUCAUCCUCACCAUCACCUGGUUCCUGGCCGCCGUGCCCAAGUGGGGCAGCGAGGCCAUCGAGAAGAAGGCCCUGCUCUUCCACGCCAGCGCCUGGGGCAUCCCGGGCACCCUCACCAUCAUCCUCCUGGCCAUGAACAAGAUCGAGGGCGACAACAUCAGCGGCGUGUGCUUCGUCGGCCUCUACGACGUGGACGCGCUGCGCUACUUCGUGCUGGCGCCUCUCUGCCUGUACGUGGUGGUGGGAGUGUCCCUCCUGCUGGCCGGAAUCAUCUCCCUCAACCGCGUCCGCAUCGAGAUCCCGCUGGAGAAGGAGAACCAGGACAAGCUGGUGAAGUUCAUGAUCCGCAUCGGCGUGUUCAGCGUGCUCUACCUCGUGCCCCUGCUGGUGGUGAUCGGCUGCUACUUCUACGAGCAGGCGUACCGGGGCGUGUGGGAGACCACGUGGAUCCAGGAGCGCUGCCGGGAGUACCACAUCCCCUGUCCCUUCCAGGUCACUCAGAUGAGCCGUCCAGAUCUGAUUUUGUUCCUCAUGAAGUAUCUGAUGGCCUUGGUGGUUGGGAUCCCCUCGGUGUUCUGGGUUGGAAGCAAGAAGACCUGUUUUGAGUGGGCCAGCUUCUUCCACGGGCGCAGGAAAAAGGAAGUUGUCAACGAGAGCCGCCAAGUGCUGCAAGAGCCGGACUUCGCCCAGUCGCUGCUGCGGGACCCCAACACCCCCAUCAUCCGAAAGUCCAGGGGCACUUCCACGCAGGGCACCUCCACCCACGCCUCGUCCACGCAGCUGGCCGUGAUGGAUGACCAGAGGAGCAAGGCCGGCAGCGUCCACAGCAAAGUCAGCAGCUACCACGGCAGCCUGCACCGCUCGCGGGACGGACGGUACACUCCCUGCAGCUACAGGGGCGUGGAGGAACGACUACCUCACGGCAGCAUGUCGCGACUGACCGACCACUCCAGGCACAGCAGCUGCCACCGGCUGAACGAGCAGUCACGGCACAGCAGCGUCAGGGACCUCAGCAGCAACCCAAUGACACACAUCACGCACGGCACCAGCAUGAACCGCGUCAUCGAGGAGGAUGGCACCAGUGCCUGACGGGCAGCGGGGGCUCGGAGUGCUGGCAGGGCUCGCGGUGCCUUCCUCAGCGAGGCGACGCACUCAGAACCAUCCUCAGCCUCUCGGCAGGUGCUGAAUUUGGGCGUCGGGAAGCCGGGGUCGGCUUCUCUGCGUGGAAGCCGACGUUGUGGGACUUGCCUCGGAGCUGUCUUGAAUCACUGAGUAAAACGCUGGUUGUCUGCUCUGAA